Molecule: messenger RNA, 6623 nt
Organism: Ctenocephalides felis (cat flea)
Lineage: Eukaryota; Metazoa; Arthropoda; Insecta; Siphonaptera; Pulicidae
Product: bromodomain adjacent to zinc finger domain protein 2B-like
Exons: 30
Coding region: 22-6393 (2123 amino acids)
Molecular function (GO): DNA binding; protein binding
Source: RefSeq, a predicted model, not a curated record
UCACAAGCUGCGAGUCUUGGAAUGCAUCCGGCAACUAGCGCUGCAUGGUGGUCUAUGGCAUCACAUCUCGCCGCUCAAGAUUAUCUGAAUCGCUUGCAAGCUUCCGGUUUGAAUUUUCCAACGCCGGACUUACAGUACCCAAUGCUUACACCGCCUCAUGUUCCUAAGUCGUCAUCUAAGGGUCAAAAAUCUAGUAAUAAAAAAGAUAAAUUGAAUUCAACCAUGACGUCGUCAAUAGCCUCAACUUCUUCAGCCAACACCAACUAUCAAAAAUCUAUCAGUUCUAACUACAACUCCCACAAAAACUUUCUGACGAACACUAGUUACAGUUCUUCCAAGUCUGACAGAGGGGUAAGUAGUUCGCCAUUGAUGAGCUCCUCUAGCAAAAUGAAGCCUCAAAAAACUCCUGGUGGUACCAUUUUACCUAAGGAAAUUACAAUGCAUACUGUGAAUUCUAAUAAGCCUAUACUGCCCCAACCAUCAGUCACACCGCCACCCAGACCAAGGGAUUCACCUGCAUCCAUGACUUUUCUAAGUGAUCCAUCAGCGAUAUUAGGUGGUGUUAGAUUGCCUCCAGAUACCGAAAUUAUUAAAUAUACUAGUAGCAUAGUUGGACCAAAGAUUCCUGGAACAACGAAUCGAGGUAGAAAGAAGACGAUAUCUCUCGAUCCGCCUACUGUGAGUUUAACGGCUUCGGUUUCGAGUACGGGAAUCCCGCUGAAUAAAAUGAAACGAUCGAGAUUGGACACAGAUUACACGAAGCUUCCCCACGCUCACCAAAAUGAAGUAGAAGUGAUCAAGCUACCGCCGUCUUUAACAUCGUCGAACGGUAUACCGCCCGCCCCACCCACGAUGCAUAAACAUAUGCUGAACCUGCUCUCUAAACCAUUGACGGACCCCGAUCAUAGGAAUAUAAUGCCCGAAGGAGGCGAUGCCUGUUUGAAUCUCACAGUGUCAGGUGACAAAGACGACGCGCCACUGAAUUUGUCGCUUAAACCAACGACAUCAGCUUCCGAAAUUAACAAUAGCCUUAGUAGUCUUACAAAUAUAACAGUUGCUGUUGGAAAUAGCAGCAACAACUUGCCGACAGGAGAUAGAGUUUCUCGUAGAAAACCUGGAGCAAAGCCUAGAAGAGUGAUUCAAGAACCCGCAGCAUCCGUAACACCACCAAUGACCGGCGAAUUAUCGCGGCCAUCAGCGCGUCUGUCGGAAUCGCCGAGGCCGUCUAGCGGCGGCGAAGAAAAUGAUAUGCUCAUCAUACCCGCCCAUUCAAAAGAAGGCCGUCCUCGAAAUCUCGGCAGAGGCGUAUCUAAACCUAAGAAAAAUACUGUCGCCUCAUUACUCGCCCAAAGUCGAGCUCUCGGUAUCAAACCCAUAUUGUCUCAGCAAUAUUCAGCGGAGGAUUUGGAAAAGUUGAAGCAAGUGUUAGGAGAUGGAACAGGGUUGGGCUUGGAUUUUGGAACGGACGGCGAUGGCAGCGUCGAGUUGGAAACAGGAACUGAAAGUGAGAAUGAAGAUAACACAGCACAGCAUAUAGAAUUGUUACGAGUUCCGUUAGAUAAAGGUUGGAAACGAGAGACCAUUUUACGUGGCUUGUCUAAGAACGGCGGUAUACGAGGUGAAGUGACCUAUCAAGCGCCUGGAUCUACUAUUCAAUUGAAGAACAUGAGCCAAAUAUUGCCCCUUUUGGAAAAUACUGGUUUAACGAAGGAGAAUUUCAGCUUCAGUUCAAAAUCAAUAGUUGGAUCAUAUUUGCAAGCAGUACCACAGCAUCUAGCUACGGAUGAAGGAGAAUAUAUUAGAAUGAAUGAAGAAUCUGUUUUAAGGAGGCUAGAUGAGAUUAAAUCUUUAGCACGGUCUUGCAUGCCUAUACUAAAUGUUGAUCAUAGAAUUGAAUUAGCAAGGCAACAGCAAGCAAUUCGCGACGCCAAGAAACAAGCACGCGAGGAACUAGCCAGAUCUAAAGAACAAGCUCGAAAUGCCAGAGAGCAGGAACGCGCCGAGCAAUUAGAAGCACAGCGCAAAGAGAGGGAAAUCAGAAAUCAACAAAUGAUGGAGGAGCGCGAGCUAAACAGACAACAAGCCGCACUCUUAAAAGAGCAGAUGUAUUUGCAAGAACUCAACAAGCAAAAGGAAGUGCUAUACACUGUGGAACGGGAGCGAGAUAGGAGAAAGCAGCAUAUGGCCCAUGUAAAAGCUCUGGAAGCUCGCAGAAAAUUGGAAGAACGUGAAAAACGCAAACAUCAAGCCGUUCUUGAAAAACUUAUCAAGCGAGAAAGAACCAUCAAUGCGCAGCGGAAAGAUGCUGAACUUUUGGCAGAAUUAAGAAAACCUCAGGAAGAUUCAGAAAUUCCCGACGCUACACCAUUACCUGAUUUGCCACGAGUAGAUGGUUUAAAUAUCUGUGGACAAGCUUUUGCCAAUGUAUUAAUGGUGUUUGAGUUUUUGCACAACUUUGGAGAAACAUUAGGAUUCGAUAUGGAAUCACUGCCUACUCUGCAAUCUCUACAACUUGCUAUUGGAGGAAAUUGUGGAUCUGAACCAGAAGACGAAUUAUUGUCAGUAAUGACUCAUCUUCUAGUUUGUGCGAUAGAGGAUCCUGGAAUUCCUAAUCCUGCCCGGCAUACUACAAUCUUAGGUCAAUCUUUGAGACAAGCUGACAUCACUCAUAUUAACUUAUCUGAAAUUCUAAGAAUUUAUUUAUAUGCUAAUGCUACUGGUGAAGUUAAAGCACUAACAGGUGUUAAUUUUGAACGAGAUCGGGAGAAACGUGUUGCAGAUCAUUUGCAGAGUGAUACUGAAAUGAUUCAAACAUCAUCUGGCAAAAACGCGCAAUACUAUGAAUAUCUGCAUGAUAAUUCUACAUGGAAAUUAUCAGAGAGCUUAAAAGAUUGCCCAUUUUUGGCAUUAAAUCCAACAACAAAAGCUGAAAUUCUUGCCUUUCUUUGUAAUGAGCUUCUACAAAAUAAAGCAGUUCUUAAACAAAUUGAAAAUUCUCAUGAAACUGUGGCUCAUUUGAAAAAGGAGAAAUAUAUUCUUGAUGGAAAAAUUAAAAAAUACAAAUCUUUACACAUGAGAAAAGUUAGAAUAGAAAAUCAUGAGAAAUGUCAAACCCUCCCUUGUGAUAAAUUACAAAAUAAUGUGGGAUUUUUAGAACGGCCCUUUCUAGAAAGUAUGAACGCAGAUCAUUCUGUCGGCUCACCAGCUCCUGAUGCAACAAGUUUUGAUGAUCACCCGCCCAUAUCCACACCGUCUGCACCUUCUGAAGGAGUCGAUGAAGAAAUAUUAUCAGAUGUUGAGAGUGAGGACGAAGAUAAAAAUAUAAGUGCAGAGGAAAUUGGUAAAAAACUGGAAAAAUUACAACGAUCAUCUAGUACACAAAGCAAAGCACUACAAAGUUCUUGUUUGCAACUUCGAGCGACAUGCCAUGGACAAGACAGAUACUGGAGAAGGUAUUGGACUCUCGCAACUGUUGGAGGCAUCUGGGUAGAAGGAAUGGAAUCAGCGCAGCCUGAAAUUGUGGAUUACCAUCGAACUCUUGAAUUAGGCCUAAAACGCCCAAAUGGUUUUGAGGAAGAUGAGGAUCCCCCAAAAGAAAAGAUUCCCAAAUUGGAAGAGACAAUAGAACUGACCCCAGAUCAAAUACAAUCGAAAUUAGAACUCCAAACGAUUAAGUCUUCCUUGAAUCUUAGUGACCAUACUCAAAUCAUCAAAUAUGAACCAGGUCCCAAAGAAGAAGGGCCUAUCAAGAUGGAAGAGAAAUUCAUUCAACAGAAGAAUGAAGAAAUGUCUGAAAUGCUAGAUAUUGAAGAUUCUAUACCCACGGCCUUUCUUGUGCAGAAGCCUAAUUCGAAUAAACAUAUUUAUACAGAAGACAAUGGUAAAGUUGAUACUCCUGUUAAAAUUGAAAGCAACAGCACUGAAACGGUACCAGAAGAAAAUGAAACUACUGUAGAAAUUAGUGAGAAAAUGGAUGUUGUAAAUGAAGAAACAGAACAAACUGAUAAUUUAAAGACUGAUAACUUAAAUCAAAACAAUAAACCUAAUGAUAUAAGCUCUGGGAAUGUGGACAAUAAAAUUGAAGAAGUAAAAAAUCUGACUUCCUCAGAUGAGUCUUGUCCUAAUGAGGAAAAAACAAGUUCUAAGAGUAAAUCAGAUGAUAAUUCAAGCAAUAAAUCAGACUCUGAAAAAGAAAGCAUUGAUUCAAAAUGGUUCUCAAUUCUUCAAAGACAAUUAACUAUAGGAAAAUAUCUUGAUGAUUCACUAAAUCAACAAACCGUGAUUGCUAGUCAGAAUCUCAAUUGUGAUGAAGUUCACAAUGUGGCUGGAAAUAGAUGGGAUAUUUCAAAUAAUUUACAGUAUUUUAAUUUUUCCGGCAUAGACGCGGCCACGACAAAUGCUAAUGUUUUUGUUUCCAGUGAGAAUAUUGAUUCAAGUUUAACUUUGUCUGGUCUAGAUGCGUCAUUAAUUGAUAGUGUUAUGAAUAAUGAAGUAAAUGGAUCUGCAAGUAGUGAAACUAAUAAAGAUAAUUGUCAGAUGGAUAAUGAUAUAGAGGUAGAUGCUAAAAGCGACACUGACAAAGGAAAUGAGAUUGUAGGUUCUUUGCAAGCUGAAUCGUCUGAAGCGCCAUCACCAUUAAAUAAUCAAAAUAAUAAUUAUCAGGGUCAGAAUAUACCAAAUUAUAUUAAUUUUAAUAUUAAUAGCCUUAGUGCAUAUUUACAAUGUGAUAGCCCAUCUCCACUUCCAAUGACUGCUGAUGAACAAAAGCAAUUGGAUAAUGUUAAAGCUUUUGGAAUGCCUAAAAAAUUGGAGAAAAAUUUUGUACCAACACCACUUAGGUUUGGAUGGUGGCAUAUCUAUGAUUCAUCUAUUGUGAAAGGUUUUGUAGAUUCAUUGCAAACAAAAGGUUUGAGAGAGAGAGAAUUGAGAAAAUCAAUUUUAUCACAUAUGGAUGAAAAUGGCAAGAUUGAUUUACAUGGUAUAUUGGAGCCAUCAGCAUGCAAGAUGGGAGAUAGGCCAGCACCAGGUGGAUAUGUGGAGCCGGAUAUGCCAGGAUCUGUAAAUCUAUCAGUGGCUCAACGAAUUGAUGCCAUGCUUUUGGAACAAGUGGAAGCUUUAGAAGAUAAGGUGGCCAAUGCCAGUAUGCAAAUCAAAGGUUGGUCAGUACCACCACGUGAUGUAAAUGAGGAAAAUUGCGUAACAGCUGUCAGAGAAAGACUUUUAGGUCUUGAAGCUGCAAUUGAGCGACGAUAUUUAAAACCACCAUUAGGAAUAAAUACUGGAGACCCCAAUCUCGCAGCAAUAACUCAAGAGCCAACGCAGAGUUCUACAAAUACUGGGGAUAAUGAAAGUAUACCAAAAGGUCUAUUGGGCUGGAGGGAAUCUGUAUCUAGAUGUCACACAAGUGCUCAAUUAGCCAUGUGUCUUUACAUGUUAGAAGCCAGCGUUGCUUGGGAUAAAAGCAUUAUGAGAGCUAAUUGUCAAUUUUGCCAUUCUGGUGAUAGUGAAGAUCAGCUCCUUCUGUGUGAUGGAUGUGAUAAAGGAUAUCACACCUACUGUUUCAAACCAAAAAUGGACAGAAUUCCCGAAGGAGACUGGUAUUGUUUUGAGUGUUUGAACAAGGCGACUGGCGAGCGUAAUUGCAUUGUGUGCGGAGGGCGUCGGGUGAGCAUACCAGGUCCAGUACCAGGAAAGCUUUUGCUUUGUGAGUUAUGUCCCAGAGCUUAUCAUCAGGAUUGUCAUAGUCCACCACUAGUAAAGACUCCACGAGGAAAAUGGUAUUGCAGUGGUUGCAUAAGUAAAGCACCUCCUAGUAAAAAGAGGGUGCGGAAACCUCCUCCACAAAAUCAACCAGUCGAUGUUGCUGUGGAACCCCCACCAAGCCCUGCUUUAUCACAUGCAUCAGUAUCAUAUGAAGAAUUUCAUAAUGAAUCUCCUUCCAAAUCUCCAACAUCACCACAACUAUCUCAAGAAGCAGUAUCAGCAGCCACCAAAACUGAUAAGAUUGACAAGCCAGAAAAAAUUGAAAAAGCAGACAAUCGUAAAGAACGACAGAAUCUUAAGAAAUUGAAUAAAGAAUUAUCAUCUUGCAAACAAUUACUUGAAGAAAUGGAAAUACAUGAAGAUUCUUGGCCAUUUUUACUACCUGUCAAUACUAAACAAUUCCCUACAUAUAAAAAGAUAAUCAAAACUCCAAUGGAUUUGUCGACCAUCAAGAGAAAGAUCACAGACUUAUUAUAUAAAUCUCGAGAAGAUUUUGUAUCGGACGUGCGGCAAAUAUUUAACAAUUGCGAAGUGUUCAACGAAGAUGAUAGUCCUGUGGGCAAAGCCGGACAUGGGAUGCGAAGAUACUUUGAAUCUCGCUGGUCAGAACUGUGCCCUGAUAAAAGUUGACUUAGACCAAGUUAAAAGAAUUACAACAAAUGUACUAAGAAGCAGCAUUAAUAUGAUAUUAAAAAGUGUGUUAUAUAAAUAUAUAUAUAAAAGAAAUAGUUAUCGAAUUUAUAGAGCAAUCAAGGCCAAACACGCAUAAAAAUUACAUUUUGGUCUCUUAUUUUUAAUUUGAGGAACUCUCUUUUUAUAAUUAUUUUUAUGAAUUCAAUCGAUUGUAUGAAUGCACAUGA